This is a messenger RNA of Salvia splendens (bonfire salvia), 1305 nucleotides long. RefSeq lists its product as uncharacterized. The record is from RefSeq and is a predicted model, not a curated record. NCBI's taxonomy places the organism in Eukaryota, Viridiplantae, Streptophyta, Magnoliopsida, Lamiales, Lamiaceae. Bases 66 to 1052 code for a protein of 328 amino acids. The transcript has 2 exons.
CCAUUUCAUCUUCCCGAUUCAUCUCUCUCAAUUCUCUGUGUCUACAGAAAGAAGCUCACGCAGCCAUGUCAGCACAUAGCCUUAACCUCUUCGGAGUUCUCUCCGAGACCAAACGCAUCAUCAACGCCCACUCCCGCCAUUUUUUGGCUCUCUCUGUUCUCUUCCUCCUCCCUCUCUCCUUCUCCCUCGUCGUCUUCCCUUCCCUCUCCCACUCCCCUUCCCCCCUCUCUCACUACCACCGCUCCCUCUUCUUCUUCUCCUCCUCCCCCGACCUCCCUCCCAUCGCCACAUCCCACCUCCUCCUCGCAUCUCUCUACGCUCUCUUCGCUCUCUUCUUAUCACUCUUCGCCACCGCCUCGAUCACCCACAGCACCUUCCACGGCUUCUACGGCAGGCCAGUGAAGUUCAUCUCCUCAAUUAAGUAUGUGCUCACAUCGUUCCUACCCCUAAUUGGAACCCUAAUAAUCAGCAUCUUCAUUUUAGGGUUAAUCGCCCUCGGAUUUGGGGGUUUUAAUGUCUUGGUGUACAAUGCCCUAGCCCUAAUUGGGGUUGAAAUUGACUACACCAAUGUGUAUCUCGUGAGUUUUUUUGCCUUGAACACCGUUCUGCUUUUCGGGGUGCUGAUUUACUUGCAGGUGGAGUGGUGCCUGUCGUUCGUGGUCGUCGUCGUGGAGUCAAAAUGGGGGUUUGCAGCGAUGAGGAGGAGCGCGUGUCUGGUGAGAGGGAUGAGAGGGGUGGCGUUUGGGUUGAUCCUGCUGUUUCAAUCCCUGCUUGGCCUUGUGGGCUUGCUGUGCUCGACAGUCAUCCCCAGCGCGGGCGGAUUGAGCAUUAGGGAUUGGAUUAGCUGGGCGUUUGUGUUUCAGGCUGUCGUUUACACGGGGUUUAUGACGAUUCUGAUGCUAUACAGUGUGGCGGCCACUGCGGUGCUGUUUAUGUAUUGCAAGGCUUUGCAGGGGGAGCUUGCGUUUGAGAUUGCUGAGGAGUUCGCGCAGGAGUACAUCCGGCUGCCAUUCGAUGAUGGCAAGCUUUCCCAUGUUGUCUACGUCGUGUAGCUCUGCCAGUUGGAUAAUGCACACAGAGAGAGUGAUGAUGAUGAUGUAUAAAGUAUAUCAUGGGUCACAUUCGAGCUGAAAAUGUGUGUUGCAUGAGGGAUGCCUUGGCUUGGUUCAGUAUUGUUAGAAGUAGUACUCUGUUUAAAUCUCUUUUGUCAUGUACAUUCCAUAUCUUAUAAUGUUCUUUCAAACUCAACAUUUUCUUGCUUCAAUCUUUUCUUAUCAAUGUACAUUUUGUACCUGUUCUCAUUUA